GUAACUCCAUUAUCGCCCACAAAACAAAACGUUGGUUUUUGAAAAUAUUGUACAUUUUCACCGAUUUCAACAUGGAAGUGGGAUCUGAUGGUAAAACAAAAAUGCCUAAAGUCGCAAAGGUGAAGAACAAAAUGCCGGCCCCAGUGCAAAUCACUGCAGAGCAGCUGCUUCGUGAGGCUAAAGAACGUCAGCUUGAGAUGGUCCCUCCACCUCCCAAGCAGAAGAUUUCUGAUGAAGAGGAACUACAAGCAUACAAACUAAGGAAAAGAAAGGGAUUUGAGGAUAAUAUCAGAAAGAAUAGGUCAGUGAUGACAAAUUGGAUCAAAUAUGCAGAAUGGGAAAACAGCCAGAAUGAAAUACAAAGGGCAAGAUCAGUAUGGGAAAGAGCCUUGGAUGUUGACCAUAGAUGUAUUACUCUAUGGCUGAAAUACGCUGAGAUGGAAAUGAAGAAUCGUCAAGUGAACCAUGCCAGAAACAUCUGGGAUCGCGCGGUGACUAUUCUACCUCGUGCCAACCAGUUCUGGUAUAAAUACACAUAUAUGGAGGAGAUGCUAAAAAACCCAGCAGGUGCCCGUCAGGCUUUUGAAAGAUGGAUGGAAUGGCAACCAGAUGAGCAAGCGUGGCACUCUUACAUCAACUUUGAACUUCGCUACAAGGAACUUGACAGAGCAAGAGCCAUCUAUGAACGAUUUGUUAUUAUACAUCCAGAAGUAAAAAACUGGAUCAAAUAUGCAAAGUUUGAGGAAAAACACAGUUAUAUACACAGCGCAAGGACCAUAUAUGAACGGGCGAUUGAGUACUUUGGAGAGGAUAACGCUGAUGAAAAACUUUUCAUUGCUUUUGCAAAGUUUGAGGAACUCCAGAAAGAGCAUGACAGGGCAAGAGUUAUCUACAAAUAUGCCCUGGAUAUCUUACCCAAAGACCGCUGUGAGAACAUUUAUCACCAUUACACAAUACAUGAGAAGAAGUUUGGUGAGAAAGCUGGCAUAGAGGAUGUCAUUAUGAGCAAGAGGCGCUUUCAGUAUGAAGAGGAAGUGAAAGCUAAUCCAAUGAAUUAUGACGCUUGGUUUGAUUAUCUCCGUCUUGUUGAAAAUGAUGGCAAUCCAGAGACUGUCAGAGACACCUAUGAGAGAGCAAUAGCGAAUGUUCCACCUUCACAGGUGAAGCGUCAUUGGAGACGAUAUAUCUACCUCUGGAUCAACUAUGCCGUAUAUGAAGAACUGGAGACAAAGGAUGCAGAUAGAACCAGACAAGUCUACCAAGCUUGCCUUGAGCUUAUUCCACAUAAAAAAUUUACAUUCGCAAAAGUCUGGCUACUUUACGCACAGUUUGAAAUCCGCCAGAAAGAGCUGCAAAAGGCCAGACGAGUUUUGGGAACAGCGAUUGGCAAAUGUCCCAAAGACAAGUUGUUCCGGGGUUACAUCGACCUGGAGAUCCAGCUGAGAGAGUUUGAAAGAUGUAGGAUUCUUUAUGAGAAAUUCCUUGAACAUUCACCAGAGAAUUGCACCACGUGGAUGAAGUAUGCUGAGCUAGAGGGUAUCUUAGGAGACAUUGAGAGGUCAAGGGCAGUAUUUGAGUUAGCCACCUCACAGCCACGCCUAGACAUGCCUGAAGUACUCUGGAAGGCAUACAUAGACUUUGAAAUAGAGCAAGAGGAAUGGGAAAACACCCGCAUGUUAUAUAGACGCCUCUUGGAGCGUACACAGCAUGUUAAGGUCUGGUUAAGUUUCUGCCAGUUUGAGCUGUCGAUACAAGAGCCAACCAAUAUAGAGAAUACUCGCUCUGUGUAUAACGAGGCCAAUAGAUCUAUGAGGAACAAUGAAAAAGAAGAGAGACUCAUGCUACUCGAGGCCUGGAAGGAGUUUGAGUAUGAACAUGGGGAUGAAGGAUCUCAGGAACAAGUUGAUAAACAAAUGCCAAAAAAGGUCAAGAAAAGGCGAAAAGUACAAACGGAAGAUGGGGUUGACGCUGGCUGGGAGGAGUAUUACGACUACAUAUUUCCCGAUGAGGAGUCUGCACAACCAAGUCUUAAACUACUGGCCAUGGCAAAACAAUGGAAACAACAGACUGGAGAUACGGACAAUCAGGGACAGUCAGAUGAGGAAGGAUCUGAAUCUGAAUCAGAAUCUAGUGGGUCCUCAUCAUCAUCAUCAUCUGAUGCUGAGGAGUCAUGACCCUCUUUGACGCUAUAUAUGAUGAGGUCAAAGCAUUGAAUUUUGCUCUGCAGAAAUGUUUUUGUCUUAUUGUAAAAAAUGAUGGAUCAACAACGCCCGACGAUUCAUAUUGCACAAUCAAUUCUAGGAAUACUUAAGAAUAAUGAAUCAGAAAAAACGGAGGUUUCUGAUCAAUUUUCGAUUUCAAAAUAAUGUGCAUCAAGUGCAUAAAUUCAUGUCAACUAGAAAAAUGUUUUAUGGUCAAACUGAGGAGAAACAAAUUCCCUUUUUUCUUGGCCUAAUAUUAGGUUUGUCAUCAAGGAUAUUAAAUCUUGUCGAGUCCUGACAACUGAAUUGUUUAAUUUCCUGAAUAUUUUUGGACAGAGUCAUCGUGGGUGUGUUAAAUUAAUAGUUAUGGAUAUGAUUGGUAACAGAGGAUGCUACCCAGGGUGCAUAAGUGGCAAUGGUGACAUUUACACGGUGAUUUUAACGUGACUAACCAGCGAUGAAUAACUUGACGUGGUGAAAUGACAUCUAUCAUGGGGAUGUAUAUCAUAUAUUUUCAUAUUAAAUGUGAAAUAAACAUGUUUUAUAUUUCGUAA
Owenia fusiformis is the source of this 2755-nucleotide messenger RNA. The record is from the annotation of a GenBank genome assembly. NCBI's taxonomy places the organism in Eukaryota, Metazoa, Annelida, Polychaeta, Sabellida, Oweniidae.